Rotaria sp. Silwood2 is the source of this 597-nucleotide messenger RNA. The record is from the annotation of a GenBank genome assembly. NCBI's taxonomy places the organism in Eukaryota, Metazoa, Rotifera, Eurotatoria, Philodinida, Philodinidae.
AUGCUAUUCUUUCUUGGUGCCGGUACUGAAACAACGGCUACUGCAUUGUCUUGGUUCAUUCAUUUAGUCAGUAAACAUCCACAAGUACAGCAAAAAAUAAAAGCAGAAUUAAUUGAAAACAAUGCAAAACAAGAUUUAUCUUUGAAUUGUCUUGAUUCGCUUGUCUAUUUGGAUUGUGUUAUCAAGGAAGUACUUCGCUUUUGUCCACCAGUUAGUGCAACAUUUCGUACAUUAACCGUCGAUGAUCAAUUACCAGGAAGCAAUACUCAACUGUUUGCAGGUGAUUUAAUACUGAUACCACUGCACAGUCUUGCGCAUGAUCCUCGAUAUUGGUCGAUCGAUCCACAACUUUUCUAUCCAGAAAGAUUUUUAAAUGAAGAUAAGAAUCAUCAUUCGUAUGCAUUUCUUCCAUUCGGUAGUGGUCAUCGUCGAUGUAUUGGUCAAGAAUUAGCUCGAUUUGAACUUAAAGUUAUUAUUGCAAGAAUGAUGCAGCAAGUUACAUUUGGUGAUGGUGGUCUUCAAGUAAAUGCUGGCGAACAUUCUACAGCUCUUACUGUUUCUCCUAAACAUGUUGGUGUGACUAUUGAAUUCGCUUGA